Molecule: messenger RNA, 1281 nt
Organism: Histoplasma capsulatum G186AR
Lineage: Eukaryota; Fungi; Ascomycota; Eurotiomycetes; Onygenales; Ajellomycetaceae
Exons: 6
Coding region: 1-816 (271 amino acids)
Biological process (GO): proteolysis
Molecular function (GO): cysteine-type peptidase activity; deNEDDylase activity
Source: RefSeq, a predicted model, not a curated record
AUGCUGCUCAACAAGUUCUGGAAUAGCAUUUCGGCUAUGAGCUACAGUGCUGACUCCUUGCAGUCGAGUCCCGAUGAUGCAUAUCUAAGCUACCAUGACGUUCGCUUAACGAACGAGGACGUACAUACCCUUAAGACGGAUUGGCUGACAGAUAAUGUUAUUGCGUUCUGGGAAGAGUAUCUUGAACGUGAAUUCCUCGUAAACUAUCAUUCUGCCAACAUUGUCCUGCUCCGUCCAAGCAUGUCUUUUAUGCUACUUCAGACCCCAGAUCCCCGUACGCUCCGCGAAGCACUGCCCGACUUCACAAAGACUAGUCACGUCUUCCUCCCGAUCAACGACUGCCGCAACGUCAACGAGGCCGAAGGCGGCACUCACUGGUCUCUCCUGCUCGUAUCCGUCGUUGAUGGCAUUGCCUUCCACUAUGACUCACUCCCGCCUGGAAACUGCGAGGAAGCACUACAAGCCACGCUGAAGCUUUCUCACCUUCUAAACAGGCAGCUAUGCUACAUCAACCUCGAUGACUCGCCGGUCCAGGAGAACAGUAGUGACUGCGGCGUCUUCGUGUGCCUGCACAUGCGCCAGCUGCUCCUGAAACGGCUGUUGAUGGCCAACUCGUCGGAAAAAAUCAGCAUGAGCCUCGGAGGCACCAGAGUGAAUGCGAGCAACGGGCGCAAGGAGAUAGUGCGCAUCAUCGAGCGGCUCAGGAAGAAGGGAGAACGGCGAAGAUCGUUAAGCGUAAAUGCCAAUAUAAACUCCAACGGUACACCCGAUAACCACCGCGAGAAGAGAUCGAGAAGCCCGCCGCGAAUAGAAUGAUCUGAGCUAUGAUUAUCUUCUUUCCGAUCGUUGCUCUGGAGUUUUUUCGCUCUCCAUCCUUUCCGUGUUGGUAAUUAUGAUGUAAUGAUAUUGGUAACCUGCUAUGCUUACAAUCAUUGGUAAUUGAUCAGAUUCUUUUUUUUAGGUUUUUUUUUGGGCGCUGUUUCGGGUGAGGGUAAUUUCGGAAGGCUUUACUGAAAAGAAAAGGGAAUCAGUUAACAUUAAUUUUAAUUAUUUAAUUUUGAGGGGGUCCGGAGUCUGCUUGGAUAUUUUACUGGAUAGCGAUGGCGCGGGGCUAUUUCCUUCCCUUUUUGUUUUAUUGCGAUAGUUACUAGUAUUCUUCUUCCUUUUCUUUGUACUCUAGGGAAUACCAACUUUUGUUUGGUGGCGCGUGUGGUACGGUAUGCUGUACAGGAAAGCUGAGAGAGCAUUCUUGAGCAUUCAAUGAAACCAUCAUUUGUCUUC